Molecule: messenger RNA, 411 nt
Organism: Geodia barretti
Lineage: Eukaryota; Metazoa; Porifera; Demospongiae; Tetractinellida; Geodiidae
Source: the annotation of a GenBank genome assembly
AUGAUCCAGCGGUGCCUGAAGAACCGGAUGAGAGAGAGACCGACCAUCCAGCAAGUGAUGGGGUUGCUGGAGGAGGCCAGAGCCGAGGUUGAAGAUGGUGAAUAUGACGUGAACAAACUGUCACUGGCUCAACUGCUGCAGUCCAGAAACCUCAACAUCCAACAACAGGGAAUCCAAAUCGAUCAGCAAAUCCGCCAAAAAGAUGGGGAAAAUCAUGCCCUGAGGGAGCAAAAUGAAGCAACGAAAGAGCAAAAUGAAGCACUGAAAGAACAAAAUGAUGUUCAAAAGGCCCAGAUUGCAUCCCUGGAGGAGCAAGUUCAGGCUCUCCGAGCUGAAAAGACACCGAUCACGUCGCAAAAGACCACACCCACUCCAAAACAAGUCGUGUCAGGAGCCAGUCCAUUCUCUUCC